Cucurbita maxima (winter squash) is the source of this 378-nucleotide messenger RNA. RefSeq lists its product as uncharacterized. The record is from RefSeq and is a predicted model, not a curated record. The transcript has a single exon. The annotation marks the transcript as partial. Lineage: Eukaryota; Viridiplantae; Streptophyta; Magnoliopsida; Cucurbitales; Cucurbitaceae.
AUGACGAAUGGCAAAUCAAUUGCUGAUUUUUUGUCAAGAACAAUGGCAAUAGUCAGUCAGAUGCGUACCUAUGGAGAAAAAAUCUCAAACGAAACAAUUGUUGCAAAGGUGUUGAGAAGCUUGAUUCCAAAGUUUGACCAUGUGGUGGCUACCAUAGAAGAAGCUAAGGAUCUAUCCAUACUCUCAGUUGAUGAACUGAUGGGCUCGUUUCAAGCUCAUGAGGCAAGAAUCAAUAGAUCAUUAGAAAGGAACAAAGAAAAGGCACUACAAGUGAAGGAGACAACCAACAAUGAAAACAACAAAAGAGAAAGUAUUUAUUUAGCAGGUAGAGGUAGAAGUCGUGGAAGAGAAGGAUUUUGGGGAGAGGCGAUAAUGAAG